UCUUGUUUGCUUGACGUUCUCCCAUUUUGGUUAUUUUAAGAGCUGAUCAAGACCAAUGAAGGCGAUGGGAUUUAUUUGGAUUGCACUGGUUCUGGUAGCCAUGCGAAACAUGCAAGCCACAAGGUCGCUGGACAUCGGCGUUUGUUACGGGAUGCUCGGCGACAACCUGCCGGCGGCCGCCGACGUCAUCGACCUCUACAAGAAAAACGGGAUAGAGAAAAUGAGGCUGUUCGACCCAAACGCCGCCGCCCUCAAUGCUCUCAAGGACAGCGGCAUCUCCGUCGUCCUCGGCGUCCGCAACGAAGACCUUCAGGCCAUCGCCGCCAGCCAAGACGCCGCCAACGCCUGGUUCAACACCCACGUCGCGCCCUACGCCGGAGCUGUUGACAUCCCCGUCAUCUCCGCGGGUAACGAGGUCAUCCCCGGCCAGUAUGCCCAGUACGUCCGCCCCGCCAUGGACAACCUCCAGCACGUCGUCAAAACCAACCUCCCCACGACCCACGUGAGCACAGUGGUCGCCACCGGCCUCCUCGGCAAGUCCUACCCUCCCUCUGCCGGCGAGUUCUCCGACGAGGCGAAAACCGACAUGACCAACGUCCUCUCGUUCCUAGCCCAGCAUGGCUCGCCGCUCCUCGUUAACGUCUACCCCUACUUCGCAGUGGCGGCGGACCCGCAGCAGCUGGACUACGCAUUAUUCACGGCGACAGGGACGGUGGUUCAGGACGGGAACUUGGGGUACUCGAACCUAUUCGACGCGAUAGUCGAUUCGAUGUUUUGGGCGACAGAGAAGGCAGGGUUGCCGGUGGAUGUGGUGGUUUCGGAGAGCGGAUGGCCGUCGGCGGGGAAUGGGAACUUGACGACGGUAGAAUUGGCGACGACUUAUAACAAGAAUUUCAUGCAGCACAUACUGGCCAAGAAAGGGACGCCUAAGAAUCCCGGGGCUAACAUAGAUGGAUAUAUUUUCGCCAUGUUCAAUGAGAACCAGAAGCCUGCUGGAGUGGAACAGAAUUUUGGACUGUUCAAUCCUGACAUGAGCGUUCUGGAGCCCAUAUUUGGGAACUAA
Molecule: messenger RNA, 1063 nt
Organism: Malania oleifera
Lineage: Eukaryota; Viridiplantae; Streptophyta; Magnoliopsida; Santalales; Ximeniaceae
Product: probable glucan endo-1,3-beta-glucosidase BG4
Exons: 2
Coding region: 56-1063 (335 amino acids)
Biological process (GO): carbohydrate metabolic process
Cellular component (GO): plasma membrane
Molecular function (GO): hydrolase activity, hydrolyzing O-glycosyl compounds
Source: RefSeq, a predicted model, not a curated record